AAAGACACACACAUGCACAAUCUACAUGCGAUGUUAAUAAGACAGUGGUGGCUUCAUUCUCUUCUAAGCCAUCAUGAAGCUUAACACGAUCAUUCUACUGUGCUCUCUGUUCAACUUCACGCAACAGCUAAAUUUACAAGAUCGCUGUAUGUGUGAGCUGACCAACAAAGAGAAGCCAUUCCCUCAUGAGAACCUGAACUCAGUGAACGACAAGGCAUUAAAAUGCUCUCACAAUGUCACCCCACAGAAAGCACUGGAACUUGAAAGUCUGAUGCUCGGGUUGGAGCUCCGUUUGCCCCAACUAAUAAAAGAAGUGUCAAUACUGGAGAAGGAGGAUGAUGGAGCGCUAUAUGGAGCUGUCAGCCUCCAGGUGAUAGAGAAUGAGCUCACUGAGAUAAAACUUAUGGUUGACAGGCUGAACACAUCCACCAAAGGACAUCAACGCAUUACCACUGGCUCUGUCAGACAACUGGAGCAACUGAGAGCAGAGUUGCACGAGAUGGAACAGUAUGACACCUUUCAGGUAGAAAAGAGACGUAAAGACAACCACCGCCUGAAGAGAGCCCUGGACGAGUGCAGGGAUGAACACGAAUUCAAACCACAGCCCACACAUCGUCCAGACAGUUUCUGUCCCCAUGGCAGGUUUGUGAACAUUACCGGGCCAAGGUUCUACUCAGCAGGAAACGCUCCUGCCACCUCCAAGUAUGGAGGCUGGGGCCGUGACCCCAAACCAGGGCUGGGGAAAAAGAACUGGUAUUGGAGAGUGAUGCUGACCAACAUCAACAUAUAUGGAAACUAUAUCAGUUUCUACUCCUCCCUGAGUUCUCUGACUGUAGGAAUUAACGCAGCAGGUAAUGUCCACAUCCAUUCAGCCAAUCCAACGACCAACACCAUUCAGGGACCAAAUGUUGUUCUGUAUGGCGAGGCCUUGUACUACAAUUGUUAUAACAAUGCUCAACUUUGUCGUUUCAACAUAACAUCCAAAACCAUUUCCAACCUACAGUUACCCAAAGGCACCAGGUUCAAUUCAAAGGGAAACUUUUGUCAUGUAGAUGAAUGUUACCCAUACACUGAUUUAGACCUUGCAAUAGAUGAGUCAGGUGUGUGGCUCAUCUACAGCACCACAGACAACUUCGGUAACCUGGUUUUGUCUAAGGUGGAAGAAGGAGAUCCACCGAUGCUCAGCCAAACUUGGCACACCUCGGUCUAUAAGCAGGCAGUCACCAACACCUUCAUGGCCUGUGGCAUCCUCUACGCUACACGUUAUAUAAAUAAGGACAUGGAAGAGAUCUUCUACUCAUUUGACACAUCAACCGGAGUGGAGAAGUUUAACCUUGGCAUUUUCAUGAACAAGAUGUGCCCUAACAUUUUCUUCCUAAAUUACAGCCCAGUAGACCAGAUGUUGCAUGUCUACUGUGAUGCUAACAUGGUCUCCUAUAAGGCUUUGUUUGAAUAAAUAAAUACUGCCACCAUCAGCCAUAGAACCUGAUCAAACAGUUACUACCAUGUGCAUGGUAGUAACACAUGCGCGCGCACACGCACGCACACACACACACACACACAUUCGUACACAUAUAGUACCAAAAUUAAGGAAAUGUGUGUUUGGUACAUGAUUUCUUUUGUUGUGACUAUGCUUCUUGGCAAUAAAUCUUAUAUCAUUGGAAA
This is a messenger RNA of Phycodurus eques (leafy seadragon), 1665 nucleotides long. RefSeq names its product olfactomedin-4. The record is from RefSeq and is a predicted model, not a curated record. Gene Ontology annotation, biological process: signal transduction. NCBI's taxonomy places the organism in Eukaryota, Metazoa, Chordata, Actinopteri, Syngnathiformes, Syngnathidae.